GCCAGCCUGUGAGGGGGGCGCCGCGGGGUCCGCCGGCUCCCCGGCAGCCCCCGGGCGCGGUGCAGUUUGGGGGAACAUGGCCGCUUCCGGUCUCCCUCCCGGACCGGCGCUCGCCUGACAGCGGCCCCGGCCCAGAGCACUCCGCCCUCAGCUCUUCCCGCCCCUCAAUCGCGGAGGUCGUUUCAGCCUCUCCCUCCAGCGACCCGCUCCGCGCCAUGGAGAAGAGCUCCAGCUGCGAGAGUCUUGGCUCCCAGCCGACUGCGGCGCGACCGCCCAGCGUGGACUCCCUGUCCAGUUAAUGUGUUAAGAGCCAUUGACAUUUGAAGAUCACCAGAAGUGAAGAUAAAACAUCUCAAAAAUUAUAAUUGCCUCCACUUCUCAUUCAGAGAAUUCAGUGCAUACAAAAUCAGCUUCUGUCAUAUCAUCAGAUUCCAUUUCAACUUCUGCAGACAACUUCUCACCUGAUCUGAGGGUCCUGAGGGAGUCUAAUAAAUUAGCAGAAAUGGAAGAACCACCCUUGCUCCCAGGAGAAAAUAUUAAAGACAUGGCCAAAGAUGUAACUUACAUAUGUCCAUUCACUGGUGCUGUACGAGGAACUCUGACUGUCACAAAUUACAGGUUAUAUUUCAAAAGUAUGGAACGGGACCCACCCUUUGUUUUAGAUGCUUCUCUUGGUGUGAUAAGCAGAGUAGAAAAAAUUGGUGGUGCUUCUAGUCGAGGUGAAAAUUCCUAUGGACUUGAGACUGUGUGCAAGGAUAUCAGGAAUUUACGGUUUGCUCAUAAACCUGAGGGACGAACAAGAAGAUCCAUAUUUGAGAAUCUAAUGAAAUACGCAUUCCCUGUCUCUAAUAACCUGCCCCUUUUUGCUUUAGAAUACAAAGAAGUAUUUUCUGAAAAUGGGUGGAACGUAUAUGAUCCUCUUUUAGAGUAUAGACGGCAGGGAAUUCCUAAUGAAAGCUGGAGAAUAACGAAGAUAAAUGAACGAUACGAGCUGUGUGAUACAUACCCCGCUCUCUUGGUUGUGCCAGCAAAUAUUCCUGACGAAGAAUUAAAGAGAGUAGCAUCCUUCCGAUCAAGGGGCCGUAUCCCAGUUUUAUCAUGGAUUCAUCCUGAAAGUCAAGCCACAAUCACUCGAUGUAGCCAGCCCAUGGUAGGAGUCAGUGGGAAGCGAAGUAAAGAAGAUGAAAAAUACCUUCAAGCUAUCAUGGAUUCCAAUGCCCAGUCUCAUAAAAUCUUUAUAUUUGAUGCCCGGCCAAGUGUUAAUGCUGUUGCCAAUAAGGCAAAGGGUGGUGGUUAUGAAAGUGAAGAUGCUUACCAAAAUGCAGAACUAGUUUUUCUGGAUAUCCACAAUAUUCACGUUAUGAGAGAAUCAUUACGAAAGCUUAAAGAGAUUGUAUACCCCAACAUUGAGGAAACUCACUGGUUAUCUAACUUGGAAUCUACUCACUGGUUAGAACACAUUAAGCUUAUUCUUGCAGGGGCUCUUAGGAUUGCUGACAAGGUCGAGUCAGGGAAGACAUCUGUGGUAGUACACUGCAGUGAUGGUUGGGACCGCACAGCUCAGCUAACUUCCCUGGCCAUGCUCAUGUUGGAUGGAUUCUAUAGAACCAUGCGAGGAUUUGAAGUCCUUGUAGAGAAAGAAUGGCUCAGCUUUGGUCAUCGAUUUCAACUAAGAGUUGGCCAUGGAGAUAAGAACCAUGCAGAUCCAGACAGAUCGCCUGUUUUUCUUCAGUUUAUUGACUGUGUCUGGCAAAUGACAAGACAGUUUCCUACAGCAUUUGAAUUCAAUGAAUAUUUCCUCAUCACCAUUUUGGACCACCUGUACAGUUGUUUAUUUGGAACAUUCCUAUGUAACAGUGAACAGCAGAGAGGAAAAGAGAAUCUUCUCAAAAGGACUGUGUCAUUGUGGUCUUACAUAAAUAGCCAGCAAGAAGACUUCACUAAUCCUCUCUAUGGGAGCUACUCUAAUCAUGUCCUUUAUCCUGUAGCCAGCAUGCGCCACCUAGAGCUCUGGGUGGGAUAUUACAUAAGAUGGAAUCCCCGGAUGAAACCACAGGAGCCUAUUCACAACAGAUAUAAAGAACUUCUUGCUAAACGAGCAGAACUUCAGAAGAAAGUAGAGGAACUACAGAGAGAGAUUUCUAACCGAUCAACCUCAUCCUCAGAGAGAGCCAGUUCUCCUGCACAAUGUGUUACUCCUGUCCAAACUGUUGUCUGAAUGGACUGUUUGAUGGGCCAUCAUCACCACAGACUUUGGCAAUGGCAGCUUUAUAAGUAGAAAGUCUUCUGAUUUUGGAACCUAUCUGUGAGAGAAAGUGGUCACUUUAUUUAUUUUAAAUUUCUCUCAGAUGAGUUUAGAAUCGUAGCAGUGUGGGUGGUGUCGGUGAAAUAACCCCUUAUAUAACUAUAUGGUUAUGAUACUCAUUUUACAAGACACCCAGAGAAUAUUAAAAUGUUUAAAUCCUGGAUCCACAGUGGGAACAAUUUUUGAUUUUAAGAAGUGCUGUCUUAAGAGAUUUUGGCAUCUGGUAAUAAAAAUACACCACCACUUCAGAAACAUAC
Molecule: messenger RNA, 2562 nt
Organism: Chrysochloris asiatica (Cape golden mole)
Lineage: Eukaryota; Metazoa; Chordata; Mammalia; Afrosoricida; Chrysochloridae
Gene: MTMR2
Product: myotubularin related protein 2
Exons: 16
Coding region: 503-2218 (571 amino acids)
Biological process (GO): dephosphorylation
Molecular function (GO): phosphatidylinositol-3,5-bisphosphate 3-phosphatase activity
Source: RefSeq, a predicted model, not a curated record